UGUAUGGCAAUAAUGGAUACGAGCUAACCGCAUAGCUACCGGUAAUGCGCUGUUAAUUUCCAGAGAAACGCGGCCAAAUUGUCAAAUAUUUUUCCAAGUAUCUCUCCAUAUAUUGGGAUCAACAUUAUAUUCCUGUUUGGUGACUCUCGAGUCUAACGGUUUUGUAGACAGCUAUGGGUGGGCUGGGAAAUGGGCGCCGUGGAGGAAGGUCACCCCCUCUAAUGAUUGGCGCUCUAAUUGCCUGUAUACUCGUUCUGGGCUUUAACUACUGGGUGUCAAGUUCCCGCAACCUGGAGCUACAGACUAAGCUGUAUGAGUUGGAGGGCCAGGUGCGACGUGGGGCAGCAGAACGAGGAGCACAGGAGAUGAAGAAAAAUGAGUUCCAGGAGGAGAUCCAGAGACAAAAGGAGCAGAUCAGCCACAUAGAAAGCCUCUUUAAGAAACAGCUGGAAGGAUCCCAGAACACCUGCAGCCAAGAGAAGGGCAUACUGCAGCAGAACAUUUCCUCCAGUACCAAAACCAUACAGGAACUGAAAGGUCAGUUAAAUCAGCUGAAUGACGACCUGGGGGAGCUUCAGAAAGAGCUGCAGAGUUGCCAAGGCAACAUCAAAACCCUCAACAACAAACUCACAUAUGACAUGACCCACUGUCACUCCCAGGUGCUGUCUCAGAAGGAGUUGUGUGAUGAGAGAGUGGCCGCUGCUAAACUUGAAGUUCAGAAGAAGAUGGAGAAGCUCAUCCCUCCUCUGGGUGCUUCAACGCAGCAGACAAAUGCAGUGGAUAUAGCAGUGAAAGAGGACGGACCAGUGAUGACCGGGGUUGAUGCAGUUAAGACAGCUACUGUUGUAAGCCACACAUCAAGCCUCUCUCAGCCCAAAGGGAAUGAUCCGCCUGAGCUACUGACCAAUGAGAUCAUUGUGGACAAAGGUCCCGAUGCCCUAGUAAAUCUGUCUCCAGAGAAGAAUCUCUCUGAAGUCCGAGAGUCCCAGUUGGUUCCCUCAGCUGCUGCAGUCAAGCAGGAUAUUUUGCUCCCACCAGAGGGAGCUGUCGAAGCAGAGAAGGGUGAGGCAGGGACCAGUAAACCUGUGAAGAAUAACCUGACUGAGGAUAACGAUUUGGAAGUGAUGGAUGCUCAUGAGGAGGGCGCUCAGACAGAAGACGCAGACCCUGGGAUGGAAGGCAUGCUGAUUGGCCGGGCGAAGGCAGAUGAGACUCCCAUUGGUCAGAAACUUGAGGAGCCAGAAGAAUAUGAUGCAGAUGAGCAAGUAGUGGCUGGAGUUGAAUUGGAGAAACAACAGCAGAGUAAACUGGCUGAAAAUAUAGACAAGGACAUGGAGGAGGAGCUGGCUGACUAUAACGGAGAUGAUGAGAACGAAGGCGAGUUUGAAGCAGACAAACAAGCUGAGCUUGCUCGAAUCUAAGAGCUGAUUUUGGAAAAGGAGACUGCACACCAAACAAGGAAGCAGGACCCCUGAUUCAUCUCAGCACAACAGCACCAUACAGGUUAAUGCAGCCCUCCUAACACAGUGAACACAAAACAAACCCAGAUCUCUAUAAGAAAGACUUGUGACAUCAGGUUGAGGGGUUAGUUUCAUAACCAUUUGCUUCCUGUAGUCUCUUUUAUUUGUCAUUUUAAUUGGAUUCUGUACAUUUAAUUUGAUUACAUGUUUCCAGACAUUUUAUCGGUUGAGAUCAACACAUUUUGAAUUUUGGAAAUGAAUGAAAAUAUGCAAUAGUCAGCCGAGCAGGUGCACUUGUGUUUUCCGUUCUAUCAUUUUACACAUAAAGCCAUGUGGUAACUGUACUUACAUUCAUUUCAGUAUGGUGAUAUAUUCAGAAGCACUUUCGCCUGCUUAGUUGUUGGUGUUGUGUGCACUCAUAGAAUAGCAAAAACAACUUAAGACAUCUCAAGACUUGACACCAGCUGACUUGUAAAAACUGAGCAUCUCAGCAUCCCUGAAAAUCAGUGGAUUUGAUUAUGUGAUUAGAUGUUUUUAUUAUGUUCACUCUGUAAUUACUUUAACUAAACAAGAUAAAUGAUGAUAAUGUGCAGACCCUUAUAGGGUUACUGAAUGAGGUGUGAAAUGUUGUAGUAAGUAUAAAUGAUCUAAGUGAUCCCAAUGACAGAGCAUUGCAGCACAGGCUCAACAGCAUCUUAAACAAGGCCUUUAGUUUUUCCCCUGCAUAGUCUCUCAGAGAGAGGACUCUGACUCUGGGUCAAUGGCCAGGAAUUUUUGCUCGACUCAGUGUCUGUCAGUGAAUGCACAUUAGGCUUUCCAUAAUUGCAGCAAAUGAAGGAAAAGUGCUGAGUCUUGUACGACAGCUCUUAGGCUGCAACUAAUGAUAUUUUCAAUGUUGAUUAUUUUUUUGAUUAAUCACUUAGUUGUUUAGUCAA
Messenger RNA from Plectropomus leopardus (leopard coralgrouper), 2395 nucleotides. RefSeq names its product golgi membrane protein 1 (gene golm1). The record is from RefSeq and is a predicted model, not a curated record. Lineage: Eukaryota; Metazoa; Chordata; Actinopteri; Perciformes; Serranidae. Gene Ontology annotation, cellular component: Golgi apparatus.